Molecule: messenger RNA, 3127 nt
Organism: Nicrophorus vespilloides
Lineage: Eukaryota; Metazoa; Arthropoda; Insecta; Coleoptera; Silphidae
Product: probable cytochrome P450 4d14
Exons: 14
Coding region: 48-2945 (965 amino acids)
Molecular function (GO): monooxygenase activity; oxidoreductase activity, acting on paired donors, with incorporation or reduction of molecular oxygen; heme binding
Source: RefSeq, a predicted model, not a curated record
GACAAACUGAACAUAUUUUUUGAAAACUUUGAUCUGAGCGCCUGAAAAUGUUGGCGUACGUUCUGAUCGCGAUUCUAAUUGUUUUUCUUAAUUUCAAAUCAUGGCAAGUUCGCAGACGUUGCAAGGAUGUUCUGAAUUUGCCUGGACCUAAGAACUAUCCGUUUAUUGGAACAAUCCUAGAAUUUGGAAACAAUCCUGUAGAUUUUUUAAAGAACUUGCAACGAUUGUUCGAAGAGCACGGUCCGAUAUUGCGUUUCUGGAACAACACUGAAUACCCGACGGUGAUGAUAUCAGGAGCCAAAUACAUGAAAAUAAUUUUAGGAUCUUCGGAGCACAUACACAGGACGCGACUCUAUAGAUUCCUGGAGGUUUGGCUAGGAAACGGAAUUCUGGUGGCCGAUGCUACAACCUGGCGAAAGCACAGGAAACUCUUGAAUCCGAUGUUCAGCACGAAAAUUUUGGAGGGCUUCAUUCCAACAUUCCAGCGACUUUCUGAUAUAUUAGUUGACAAAAUAAGGGAGAAUGUUUCAGUUCCUUUCGAUAUCUACCCAUUAAUUAAUUUAUACACUCUGGAUUUGAUCUGCGAAUCGGCGAUGGGUCAUGAGAUAAAUGCCCAAUUGAAUUCCGAUUUGCAAUACGUAAAAUCCGGCACAAGGUUCUUCGAGUUGUACUUAGCACGCUUGUUUUCUCUGGUGAAGUCAAACGAUUUUCUUUACAGUUUCAUGGAUGCUAGCAAGAAACAGAUCGAACUCGCCGAAGUGUUGAAAUCGUUCGUGAACAACGUGAUGAAAGAGAAAAUAUCGAAUUUUCGUGAUGAAGAUUGCGACAAACCUAAAGACAUGAUGGAUUGUUUCCUAAAAAUCGCAAGAGACGGUAAUUUGACCAAAACUGAAGUAAAAAAUGAAAUGGAUACGUUUAUAUUUGCGGGACACGACACCGUUACUACGGUUCUAAGCAUGGCGAUCUUCGAGCUCGGAAAGAAUCAGGGUGUGCAGGAGAGGUUGUUCCAGGAAAUCGAUGAAAAUAUCUCCGGCAAUGAGGAGAUAACGCUUAGUAAAUUAAACAAGUUGCCUUAUAUGGAAUGCGUCCUUAAAGAGACCAUGAGGCUACAUACUCCAGUACCAUUCGCGGAGAGGCUUUUACAGAAGAACAUCACCAUUGAUGGAUGUUUAAUACCGGCAAAGACAAACAUUUCCGUGCACUUUCACGGUUUGCACAGGGAUCCCGAACAUUUUCCCAACCCCGAUCAUUUCGAUCCAGAAAGAUUCACACCGGAGAACAUCGCCAAAAGAAACGAGUUUUGUUUUGCCCCUUUCAGUGCUGGUCCUCGAAACUGCAUAGGAAAAAAAUACGCCAUGAUGGUUAUGAAAUAUAGCGUGGUAAAAAUCCUGAAGAACUUUAAGAUUAACCCAGUACCCGGAUUUGAUAUGAUAUUAGGAAAUUUCGUAGUUCUUAAAUCUAUUAAUGGAGUUUUUGUUAAUUUGCAUCGAGUGAAAAUGUUUACGUUAGUUUUGAUGGCGAUUCUAGUUGGUUUUCUUUAUUUCAAAUCAUGGCAAGUCCGCAGACGUUUUAAAGAUGUUUUGAAUUUGCCGGGACCGAAGAACUAUCCGUUUAUUGGAACAAUCCUAGAAUUUGGAAACAAUCCUGUAGAUUUUUUAAAAAACAUGCAACGAUUAUUCGAAGAGCACGGUCCGAUAUUGCGUUUCUGGAACAACACUGAAUACCCGACGGUGAUGAUAUCAGGAGCCAAAUACAUGGAAAUGAUCUUAGGAUCUUCGGAGCACAUACACAGGACGCGACUCUAUAGAUUUUUGGAGGUUUGGGUAGGAAACGCAAUUCUGGUGACCGAUGCGACAACUUGGCGAAAGCACAGGAAACUCUUAAACCCGAUGUUCAGCACGAACAUUUUGGAAGGCUUCAUCCCAACAUUCCAGCGACUUUCUGAUACAUUACUUGACAAAAUAAGGGAGAAUGUUUCAGUUCCUUUUGAUAUCUUCCCAUUAAUUAAUUUAUACUCGUUGGAUUUGAUCUGCGAAUCAGCGAUGGGUCAUGAGAUAAAUGCUCAAUUGAAUCCUGAGUUGCAAUACGUGAAAUCCUGCAAAAGAUUCUUGGAGUUGCACUUAGCACGCUUGUUUUCUCUGGUGAAGACCAACGAUUUUCUGUACAGUUUCAUGGAUGCCAGCAGGGAACAGCUCGAACACGUCGAAUUGAUGAAAUCGUUCACGAACAACGUGAUCAAGGAGAAAAUAUCGAAUUUUCAUGAUGAAAAUUACGACAAACCUAAAGAUAUGAUGGAUAUAUUCUUGAAAAUCGUAAGAGACGGUAAUUUGACUCAAACUGAAAUUAGAAAUGAAGUGGAUUCGUUCAUAUUCGGGGGACACGACACCGUUGCUUCGGUUGUGAGCAUGGCAAUCUACGAGCUCGGGAAGAAUCAGGAUGUGCAGGAGAGGUUGUUCAAGGAAAUCGAUGAAAAUAUCUCCGGAAAUGAGGAGAUAACGCUUAGUAAAUUAAACAAGUUGCUUUAUAUGGAAUGCGUCCUUAAAGAAUCGAUGAGGCGACAUCCGCCAGUACCUUUUACGGAGAGGCUUAUACAGGAGGACAUCACCAUUGAUGGAUGUUUGAUACCGGCGAAGACAAACAUUUGCGUGCACUUUCAUGGUUUGCACAGGGAUCCCAAACAUUUUCCCAACCCGGAUCAUUUCGAUCCAGAAAGAUUCACACCGGAGAACAGCGCCAAAAGGAACGAGUUUUGUUUCGCCCCGUUCAGUGCUGGUCCUCGAAACUGCAUAGGAAAAAAAUACGCCAUGAUGGUUAUGAAAUAUACCGUUGUCAAAAUUCUGAAGAACUUUAGGAUUAACCCGGUACCUGGAUUUGAUAUGAUAUUAGGAAAUUUCGCAGUUCUUAAAUCUGUUAAUGGAGUUUGCGUUAAUUUACAACUUAGGUAAUAUAAAAAUAUUAGUGCAUUAAGAAAGCAUUAAUAUUAAGUGGACCAACGUUUCUCAAUCCAAAAUUGGGUCGCGUUAAAUUUUUAAGGGGUCAAGAAAUGAUAGCUAUCACCUAAUUUCAGUGAGGAACUGAUAAUAAAAAUUAUAGUACAUAUUUAAUUUAAUGGCAUAUUGCAAAUAUA